CUACAGCUUCCUCGAGAUCUGCACCAAAACCUUGAAUCAAACGCACCCUGAAGACCUGAGGGGGGGGGGGGGGGACCCAGACCUCAGGUGGUCAACACGUGGUCUGAGGACCUGUGAGGGGACGCCUGAAGGCCUCUCCUUGUUUUCCACCUGAAAACCCAACGUCUUCCUCGGCUUUAGCUCAAACAUAAACCCUGAGCUCUGAGUGUUUCUGGGCUGCAGACGAUGGCGCCUCCUUCCUCCAACUCCAGUGAUGGAGGAGAACAAUGCAUCGUGAACGACCAGAUGGGACCCUUCACCGUCCUCUACACCCUCGUCUUCAUCAUCAGCGUGCCUGGAAACCUGCUGUCAGUGUGGAUCUUCAUCCGCAGCCGCAGAGUCAAGCAGCGCAGCCUCAGUGUGUAUCUUCUGAACCUGCUGCUCUCCGACCUCCUGCUGCUCCUCGCCCUCCCCUUUAAGAUCCUGAAGGACGGGGGGGCAGCUCCGUGGAGCCUGAAGGUGUUUCACUGCCAGGCCAGCGCCGUCACGCUCUACAUCAGCCUGUACGCCUCCAUCGCCUUCCUCGCCUUCAUCAUCACCGACUGCUACCUGCAGGACUGCACCUCGCUGUGCUCCAUGCGGCUGCAGGAGGUGGGCUUCUCCUGGCUGCUGUCUGUGGUGGUCUGGAUGCUGCUGCUCCUCAUCAUGGUGCCAAACAUGGCUCUGCCCAUUCAGCACGUUCAGGAGCAGCGUUUCCUCAGCUGUUCGUCUCUGAAGAAGGGCAUCAGCCUCCACUGGCACGCGUUGACCGUGGUCCUCUGCACGGCGCUGUUCCUGAACGCCUCGUUCUCCGUGCUGCUCUCCAGCUUCCUGGCUCUCCGGAGGCUCCUUGGCAACCGCAGAGACCCCCUGCUGAGGGCAGAUGCCCGGCGGGCGGCUGUCAGCGUGACGGCCGUGGCGUUGGCGUACAUCGUGGGCUUCGUUCCGUACCACAUGGUGCGAGCUCCGUACACUCUGACGCAGACUAAAGUCAUCACUGAGUGCAGCGUCAGGAGGAAGCUGUUCCUGGGGAAGGAGGCCACGCUGCUGCUGAGCAUCCUGCAUCUCUGCUUCGACCCGCUCAUCUUCUAUUACCUCCAUGAGCCUUUCAGACAGACGCUACGCAACAUGAUGCCCUGCUGGAGGAAGAAGAGGAGCGAGGAAGAGGAAGAGGGAAAGGCUGCAGAAGGAGAGGCUGCAGAGGGAAAGGCUGCCGUCGAACAAGAUCUUCAAUCUACUUUGAUUUGACCUAAAACAUGAUCUUUGUAGACGAUAUAUUUGAUCAUAUUUUGAUAUGGCGGUGCCUAAAUGUUCGCAUAAAGGAGUCUUUGUAAAGCACUGACUCUCGAAUGGUGGCACCAAGUCUGGCUGCAGUUUUUAUAUUUCAGUUUGUACUGUAUUUAACUCACCAAAAGCACAUGAUUUUAAGGUCCCCGAUUAUAAUGUUUUCAUCAAUAUAUUAUAGGUCUCAGAUAUAUCCAGAGUCUGUCUCUGAUUGGCUGAAACACCAAACAGAUCAUUGCAGCAUUACCCAUAAUCCCCUCUGUUUCAGCCCUGUUUCCAAAGUGCUGAUUCUGUGACUGUAGCUUUAAAUGAGCUGCUGCUGGCCACGCCCCUCUGAGAGAUGAUUGUUUAAAGAAACACAAUGGUGUUCUAGAAGGAGAUUCAGUGAUAAGGUGGGGAGGGGGGUUACGUUGCUUGGUGAUUGGCUAAUGGUUACACAACCCCAAAAAACAUUGUGUUAGUGCUGUUUUUUACACCAGGUUUAUUGUUCUGCCCUCUGGUGUUCACAGUGUGUAAUUACACUCUUGUUUUCCAUAAGUAUAUUUUGAUGGUGUUUUUCAGAGUAUUUCUACACUGAUGUAUUACAACUUUUACUUAGGUAAAAUGUACUUCAUGCACCACAUAUUUGCUGUACUGUACUGCAUUUGUACUACUCAUACUUUACACUUCAUAAAUAAACUGCUUUUAUUUAAAUGAAGCUGAUAAUUA
Gymnodraco acuticeps is the source of this 2010-nucleotide messenger RNA. Its product is annotated as probable G-protein coupled receptor 171. Gene Ontology annotation, cellular component: membrane. Gene Ontology annotation, molecular function: G protein-coupled purinergic nucleotide receptor activity. Gene Ontology annotation, biological process: G protein-coupled receptor signaling pathway. Lineage: Eukaryota; Metazoa; Chordata; Actinopteri; Perciformes; Bathydraconidae. The record is from RefSeq and is a predicted model, not a curated record.